Messenger RNA from Canariomyces notabilis, 1724 nucleotides. RefSeq lists its product as uncharacterized. The transcript is spliced from 4 exons. The coding region runs from base 1 to 1584 and encodes 527 amino acids. The record is from RefSeq and is a predicted model, not a curated record. NCBI's taxonomy places the organism in Eukaryota, Fungi, Ascomycota, Sordariomycetes, Sordariales, Chaetomiaceae.
AUGCUUGUUUACCUACUCAGUUUCUUGGCAUCUUUGGUCUCUUCCAAGCGCCAGCGACUCAGAAUUACCGAGGAGAUGCUGCUGAAAAUCCUCACUUACCACCAGGUGUCCCCUUGCUUCCUUCACUUCAUAUCGUACCUAGGCAAUGACCCGAUGACAGGUGAGAGUGACCCCUUUUUCGGCAGCUUUUACCGACUAAGGAUGUUUUCGAAAUCGGCCUCUUCACUCGUCGAGCUCGGCAGGAGUGGUCGGCACUACCAAUUCGUCUUUGAGUUGCGGGUGAUGCUCAAGGAUCAGUUGUUGGAGGAGGACUACGAUGAGGAGGAAGAGUUGUCUCUGGACGAAUACGAGCUCGCAAAUCUGUAUGGCAAGACCAGGGCGGUGGUUUACCACCAUUUUGACGUUGACAACGGCAAGAGCCUGUGGAUCAUUACGAGCACUGAUCCACACAGUGACGAGACUGCCUCGGAUGGCCUGAGGGACAACAGUUCCAACGAUAUCAGGUCUGCGUUCUUAACCCGCGCCUUGUCGUCGAGUAGCCCAAUACAAGAGCGGUUCGAGAACAGUCUGCGAGCACUAGUCUGCCUCGUUGACUGGUCAAUGAGCAAGUACAACUCCUACAUCACCUUGAUGGAUGAUGUCUUGGGCGAUCUUACGGAUAUAUACACCGUAUAUGAGCAUGGAGAUGACGUCGAAGGCAUUGCGUUGAAGAAGCUGAACCGCUUCAUGGAGCAACUGGAGGAAUGCAUAACGAGCCUUGAGGCGAACAGAUAUGUAUGUGCCGCCCUCAUCAAGUUUUACAGACAAGAACUGCUUCAAGAUCCGAAACUUCAAGGGCUACAGCUUGAUUGGAUCAACAAUCACCAUGAGGAAGUUCGAAAGACCAUCGACGAUGCGACUGCGAGGAUACAAGUCUAUUCCGAAAACAUCAAUGACAUUCUGCGGCGGGCUGCCGUGGUGCAGCGCAUAGGUAGGAGGCGCGAAGCCACGAUCCAUAGAUUUGUCCAGGACCGUAACGAGCGAACGAUGAGAGAUCUCGCCGAGUUCACACGCCAGGACUCGGCAGCUAUGCGUGUCUUUGCGACCGUUACCUUAAUCUUGCUACCCAUGAGUGUAGUCUCUACAAUCUUCACAACCGAUAUCGUUAAAUUCUCGCCUCCCGACUCGCCUUCCUCAUCCUCCGCUCCCCCUUCCAGCCCAACAGGCCAUGUGCUCCUAACGGCCACCUUUUCCCCUGGGACCGCUUUCUGGUGGACCAUUUCCAACAUUUUUGCGACCUCUUUAGUCGGAAUCUCCAGCGAGCUUUGGUGUCGCGCGGCUACCAGGGCAUCAUUCAAGAAGGGGGCGAGUACCUCGCCGGCACUGCGGCGAUCCUCCGGUGGUGACAGGCACGCCUGGUUCAAAAAAGGCUCAGAAGCCAAGGCAAAAAGGGGACUGCAGGCCGGGCGGGCGAGCAAGCCCACAAGUUGGAGAUGGGCCUUUCCGGGGUGGUUCGACCAAAGACGGCCCGGGAAGCGGCUCAAGAAAAGGAGGCCUGUUAGGGGAAGGGGAAGUUUGAAGAGCCGUGGCAAGGGGAAAGGGUAGGAUUGUUAUUGCGGUUGGGCCUGGGAAUGGUCGUAAGAGAUUAGGUAUGUCUGUUGAAAUGCACGGUUAUGGGGUACGAAGAUGAUUGUAUCCAGCCCUGAGCAGUUUACCUCAAAGACUGGGAGAUAGCCUGAAUACCU